Closterium sp. Naga37s-1 is the source of this 2832-nucleotide messenger RNA. Lineage: Eukaryota; Viridiplantae; Streptophyta; Zygnematophyceae; Desmidiales; Closteriaceae. The record is from the annotation of a GenBank genome assembly.
AUGGUAUUCCGGGAUCUGAAUCCCGUGCUGCACUACUCGUCGCUGCUGCGCCUCGCGCUGCCCUCCAUUCUCCUCCAGAGUGGCGCGCCGCUCGCCAUCACCUUCCAGACCGCGCUCCUCGGUCGCAAGUCCACGGAGAUCGUCGCCGCAUGGGCCAUCGUCGCAACCGCUACGAAUGCUGCUACAGUCGUUUUCAACUUCCUUGUCGUCGGCGUUACUGCCAAGGUCACUAAAGUGGUGGCGGUGGGGGCAUGGGCGCAGGUGGGUGCGCGCAUCCGCCUGGCCUUGGGGAUGGCGCUGGUGAUGGGGAUGGUGGCGGUGGGGAUGCUGCUGGCGCUGCAGCAGCCGCUGUGGCUGCUGCUGGCGGAUACUCCCAAGGUGCUGCCCUACGCGCGCAGCUACUUCUACCUGCGGGUCAUUGGCGUGCCGCCGCAGCUGCUCGUCAUGUGCACCUCGGGAAUACUCCAAGGUUAUAAGGUGCUGCCCUACGCGCGCAGCUAUUUCUACCUGCGGGUCAUUGGCGUGCCGCCCCAGCUGCUCGUCAUGUGCACCUCGGGGAUCCAGCAAGGGUACAAGAGGGUGAACCUAGCCGCAUGUCUGCAGGGAGGUAGAGUCUUGCUAGACGUCUUUGCCUCCUACAUCGCAUCCUCGCCUCCUCCACCGUCGCCUCAACUCACACCCCCUCUCCCUUCUCCCGCCCUUUUCCUGCGCCCCUUUUCCUUCCCUUUCUCUGCUUCGGUGAACCUAGUGGCAUGUCUGCAGGGCAGCAGAGUCUUGCUAGACGUCUGUGCCUCCUACAUCGCGCUCUACAAACUUGACUGGGGGCUUGUCGGUGUCGGCCUCGGCACCAUCCUCGCCUCCUCUGUCGUCGCCGCCGCCUCUUUUGUCUGCAUCCUGCUGCUGCCGCCCGAAGAAGGGCGGCACAAGAUCCAUAUCUUCACGCCGCUGCUGAGCUCCCUGUCUGGCCGGGCGGCAGGGGGGAAACGCGGCGGGGGGUGCUGGAGUCCCAGGGGGAAUGGGGUUGUUGCUCCUGGUGGUGGUGGUGGUGGUGGUGAUGGGGAGGGAGAGGAGGCGUUGCAUGUGCCUUUGUUAGAUGAGCAUGUGGGGGAGGGGGGGCAGCCGCAAAGUUGGCAGCAGAAUGGGGGAAGGGCAGUAGGAGGGAUGGUAGGAGGAGGGGAGGAGUUGACAGAGGAGGAGGAGAGGGUGAACGAGGUGUUGAAUGAGAGCACGUGGAAGUUCAUCUGGGAUGGACUCAGCACCAUGCUGCGAUCCGCGCUCGUGCAGGCGUCUUUUUUCCUGGUGCUCGCCUGUGCCACAUCUCUCGGAAUGCACGCGGUGGCAGCCCAUCAGGUGCUCAUGCAGCUCUGGAUGAUCAACAUCUACAUCGCCGACGGUUUCGCCACCGCCGGCACCAUCGUCGCCAGCAGCGUCGCGGGGCACUUAGCUAAGAGCCGCACGCCCGCAGAGCACGCGAUCCACUUAAGGGAUCUGAGAGAGGCGUGCUGGAGGGUGCUGAACAUGGGGGCGGUGGCGGGCGUGGCGAUAGCACUGGUGUACCUGGGGUGGCGCGAGCAGCUGAUGGGUCUCUUCACGUUUGACGAGGAAACGAAGAAGGAAUUGAGAGGCGCGUGGCUGUACCUGGCGCUCAUUCAGCCGCUCAACUCCAUUGUGUUUGUGUACGACGGGUUGAUCUAUGCAGCGCAGGCCUUCUCCUACAUGGCCGCCUUCCUCACUAUCGGCUUCUUCGCCCUCUUCCUCCCCUGCAUCGCAUUGGCGCACUUCUAUUUCAAGACGCUGGUGGCGGCGUGGGGUGCCAAGGGAGUGCUGAACGCGGUGCGCUUCUUUGUGGCCGGCUACAAGAUCCACUUCGACUUCCUCUGCCCCACACGCAAGUUCCCCCCCACAACAAACCACCUCACCGCUCCCAACUCCUCCGUUUCUACUGCUGCUGCUCCUGGAACCGCUCUGAACAGUGCAGCACCUCCUGCGUUAUAUGCCGGGAGUGUGGCUGAGGAAGAGGAGUCGGCUGCAGCAGCUCGUGGGGUGGAGGACGUUUUGUUGCGGCCGUGUUCUGAUAGAGGGCUGCCACCGUUCCCGGUGCUCAAAACGAAACAGGAGGAGCUAGACAACAACACCACCAACGUAGCCGUUGAACAAGCUGUUCCUGCGUACCUCGACUCAGGCACGGACAUUUGCCUCUCCUGCUACGUCUACCUCACUUUCUCCUUCCUCGACGUCGACACGGCAAGCCAGAUCGGCAGCGAGUGCACUGAAACGGAUAAUGGGAAGCUUCGCGGAUACAUCUGCUCCACGGACGAGGGGGCUGACGUCACGGUGGCGCAGGCGUUUGGGAGUCCGCCGGUGGUGAAUGGCGGCGGGACGUCGGUGGGGUUUCUCUACACGGAGAUGUUUGUGCGCCAGCCCGCUGGCUCCACCAUGCGCCUCCCGUCCAUCCGUGUAGAUCCACUGGCUAUGAAGGGAAUCGGGUACAUCAUGGUGCCAUCCAAGGGACCCGCUCCUCUCCCUGGGACUUUUGACUCCAUGCCCUUCAUUGCAGGCAAUGGCAGCAAGGCUGUCGGCAUUGGUCUAGUGUUCCCAAUCACCCUGAUCACUCAGGCAUCUCUCGCAACUACCCCGUUUAGCAGCAACACAAAGCAGACAGCCACGCCCACCGCCUUCCCUGCCCUCUCCAUGAGUGCUCCUGCCAACCAGUCACUCACUCUCAAUGCCUCCAUCGUGCCGCCUGCUGCUACCGCUGCUGCCGCCACCCCAUACAACAUCACGUUCUCCAUCGGCAAGGAUGCGUUUUCGGUAUGUGCUUUGUCUGCUUAA